This is a messenger RNA of Suncus etruscus (white-toothed pygmy shrew), 1737 nucleotides long. RefSeq names its product testis specific serine kinase substrate (gene TSKS). NCBI's taxonomy places the organism in Eukaryota, Metazoa, Chordata, Mammalia, Eulipotyphla, Soricidae. Gene Ontology annotation, molecular function: protein kinase binding. Gene Ontology annotation, cellular component: centriole. The record is from RefSeq and is a predicted model, not a curated record.
AUGGCCAGCCUGGUGGUGAAGACCAUUUGGCAAUCCAAGGAGAUCCACGAGGCGGGGGACCCUCCGGCAGGCGUGGAGAGCCGCGCCCAGCUGGUCCCUGAGGCCCCCGGGACGGUGGCCAGCCCAAACAAAGGGAUCACGAAAAAGAAGAAAGCCGUGUCAUUCCACGGGGUGGAGCCCAGACUGGCCCACGAGCCCCUGCACUGGUGCCUGAACUUACGUCGCUCCUCGGCCUGCACCAACGUGUCUCUGCUGAACCUGGCAGCCGUGGAGCCCACAGACUCGUCAGGCACUGAGUCCAUCUCAGAGGACACGGGGCCGCUCGCCCUGCCUGGGGCACCCCCCUUUCCCACCGCGCCCUGGGGGCCAGAGGACCCCGACAUCUCAGACAUGCUGAGUGGGGUCAACAGUGGAUUGGUGCGUGCUAAAGACUCCAUCACCAGCCUGAAGGAAAAGACCACACGCGUGAACCAGCAUGUACAGACACUGCAGAGCGAGUGUUCUGUGCUUAGUGAAAAUCUGGAGAGGAGACGGCAGGAGGCGGAGGAGCUUGAGGGGUACUGCAGCCAACUCAAGGAGAACUGCCGGAAGGUGACACGGUCAGUGGAAGAUGCUGAAAUCAAAACCAACGUCCUGAAGCAGAACUCGGCCCUGCUGGAGGAGAAACUCCGCUACUUGCAGCAGCAACUUCAGGACGAGACGCCACGGAGGCAGGAGGCCGAGCUGCAGGAGCUGGAGCAGAAGUUGGAGGCCGGACUCUCCCGGCACGGCCUGGGGUCCGCCACCCCACCCCCGAGUGGCUCUGGCCAGCCAGGGAGCCUGGAUGAACCCCCGCGCCCGCGCAGCCUGGGUCCCAGUGGCUGGGGACUGGGUUCCCGAGCUACCGAUGGGCCGCCCUCUGUGAGUGAGCAGGAGCUACAGAAGGUCUCGGCCAGCCUGGAGGAGCUGAGGCGGGAGGUGUCCUCGCUGACCGCCCGGUGGCACCAGGAGGAAGGGGCCGUGCAGGAGGCCCUGCGGCUGCUCGGGGGCCUGGGCGGCCGGCUCGACAGCUUCCUGGGCCAGUGGGAGCGCGCGCAGAGGGAGCAGGCGCAGACGGCGCGGGGCCUGCAGGAGCUGCGCGGCCGGGCAGACGAGCUCUGUACCAUGGUGGAACGGUCGGCGGUGUCUGUAGCUUCACUAAGGAGCGAACUGGAGGGGCUGGGCCCAGUGAAGCCCAUUCUGGAGGAACUGGGGCGGCAGUUUCAGAACUCUCGGAGAGGGUCCGAGGUCUCUAUGAACCUGGAUCGGGCCCCUCAAGGAUCCUGUGUCCGCUGUGCUAGCCAAAACCAGCAGUUGUCCACAGAAACCCUGCAGCAGCUGCUGGAGCGAGCUCUGACCCCGCUGGUGGACGAGGUGAAGCAGAGGGGCCUGGCCCCUGCCUGCCCCAGUUGCCAGAGGCUGCACAAGAAGAUUCUGGAGCUGGAGCGCCAGGCCUUGGCCAAGCACGUCCGCGCAGAGGCCCUGAGCUCCACUCUCCGGCUGGCCCAAGACGAGGCCGUGCGGGCCAAGAAUUUGCUGCUGACGGACAAGAUGAAGCCGGAGGAGAAGGUGGCCACGCUGGAUUACCUGCAUUUGAAGAUGUGUUCGCUCCACGACCAGCUCAGCAACCUGCCGCUUGAGGGGUCCACGGGGACGAUGGGAAGAAGAAGUGGCCAGGGGACUCCCCCCAAGCGGGGGGGCCAAACCCCCGAACAAUAA